This is a messenger RNA of Bemisia tabaci, 2134 nucleotides long. Its product is annotated as endochitinase. The record is from RefSeq and is a predicted model, not a curated record. Gene Ontology annotation, biological process: carbohydrate metabolic process; chitin catabolic process. Lineage: Eukaryota; Metazoa; Arthropoda; Insecta; Hemiptera; Aleyrodidae. Gene Ontology annotation, cellular component: extracellular region. Gene Ontology annotation, molecular function: chitin binding; chitinase activity; protein binding.
UCAUCUGCCAUCUAGUCGUCUCGACGGGUCACUGACUUGGGGACUAAUCACAACUCACAUCGGGCUCGUUCUUCCUCUCAAGAUCCGAAGCCAGUCAGCUGGCACAGUACAGUUCUUGACCCCGGCAAGUCGGGUCCCAAGCCCCCUAGUCAGGAUUCCACCCAACAGGUUCAUGAUUCAAGAUGCAGACCUCAUCAAUAUCACUAUGGCUACUUUUAACAAUUAUAUUUAGUUUUGCUGACUUUCAAGUUGUUGAAGGAAAUUCAGACUCUCGAAUCGUUUGUUACUUCAGCAACUGGGCUAUUUAUCGUCCGGGCGUUGGCAAGUAUGGAAUCGAUGACAUUCCGGUGGAUUUAUGUACCCAUGUCGUGUACUCCUUCAUCGGUGUGAACAAUCAAACGUGGGAGGUACUCGUUCUGGACCCAGAGGUCGAUUACGUAGACAAUGGUUACAGGAAUUUCACAGGAUUGAGGAAACAGUACCCUCACGUGAAAUUCGAAGUAGCCGUUGGUGGAUGGGGCGAAGGAGGUAAAAAAUACUCGGAGAUGGUCGCAGAGAAAUCAAGGAGAGACGUGUUCAUCAAAAGUGUCGUUGAGUUCAUUGAAACGUAUGGAUUCGACGGGUUAGAUUUGGACUGGGAGUACCCGGGUGCCGCGGAUCGAGGAGGCAGUUUCUCAGACAAGGAUAAGUUUUACUUCUUCGUUCAAGAAUUGAGACGAGCGUUCGACGCUCAGGGCAAAGGCUGGGAGAUUACCAUGGCUGUGCCCGUGGCUAAAUUCAGGCUCAUGGAAGGUUACCAUGUCCCGGAACUUUGCGAAGACAUCGAUGCGAUCCACGUCAUGUCUUAUGAUUUAAGAGGAAAUUGGGCUGGAUUUGCUGACACUCACAGUCCACUAUACAGACGGCCACAUGAUCAAUACGCUUAUGAAAAAUUGAACGUUAACGACGGUCUUCAAUUAUGGGUAGACAUGGGAUGCUCGCCGAAGAAAUUGAUCGUAGGGGUGCCUUUCUACGGGAGGACAUUCACACUUAGCCAAGGCAACAACGACCAUGGCCUGGGAACGUACAUCAACAAGGAAGCAGAAGGUGGCGAUCCUGGCAACUUCACCGGCGCACGUGGAUUCCUCGCAUACUACGAGAUUUGUGUGAACGUCACUGAGAAAAACGGUUGGACCAUCAAAUGGGACGAAUAUGGGCAUGUUCCUUACGCCUACAAAGGGACCCAAUGGGUUGGUUAUGAGGAUGAGAAAAGCGUGCAAGAGAAGAUGGACUUCAUCAAGGCCAAGGGUUAUGGUGGAGCGAUGACCUGGGCCAUUGACAUGGACGACUUCCACGGCCUUUGCGGUGAAAAGAACGCCCUCAUGAAAAUCCUCCACAAGAACAUCAAGGGCUAUAAGGUCCCGGAGCCCACGUUUACUACCACACCCAGGCCGGAAUGGGCGCGCCCACCAAGCACACCGGCGCAACCGGGUGAGUACCCCGUGAGGCCAGUGAAACCAGGUUCGAAGCCACCCUCUUGGGUCCCAUCGACGACGACAAGCACCACUCCCCAGUACACGCAACCCUCGACGAGCUCCACCUACUGGCCACAACCAUCGCCGACAACAACGACGACAACGAAGAGACCCUACGAGGAGCCGGACACGCCGAGGCCGUUCCCUCCGUACAGGCCGCAACAGCCAGAGCGGCCCCCGACCAGACCACCCCCAUCCCCGUCCACGACGACGACGACCUCCACGGAGGCGCCCGAAGCACCCUCCGGCGAGCCCGACUGCAGGCAGGAUGGAUACAGACCCGCCGCCAGAUGCGACCAGUACUAUCAAUGCGUCUACGGCAAACCAAUUUUAUUCACAUGCAAGCCAGGGACAGUGUGGAACCAGAUAAUGAUGAUUUGUGAUUGGCCAGAAAACUCCAACAGAGCCGAUUGUCAACAGCAGUUCAAAAAUAACAGCUUGUAAAAGAUCAUCAGCUAACGAUCUUGGAGUUGCAGGAUCAGAUGAAGAAAGGAAUCCGUUUUAUCUUUGAUCUCCAGAUCCUAAUGUUUCAACCAUGGCAUGAAACUUUUGUAGCGCAAAGGUUUUUUGUUUCCUAAUCGUGACAUUCCUUUACCAAAUAAGACUUGAAUGAAACAAAA